Daldinia vernicosa is the source of this 1594-nucleotide messenger RNA. Its product is annotated as GTP cyclohydrolase II. Gene Ontology annotation, biological process: riboflavin biosynthetic process. Lineage: Eukaryota; Fungi; Ascomycota; Sordariomycetes; Xylariales; Hypoxylaceae. The coding region runs from base 111 to 1316 and encodes 401 amino acids. The record is from RefSeq and is a predicted model, not a curated record. Gene Ontology annotation, molecular function: GTP cyclohydrolase II activity. The transcript is spliced from 2 exons.
CCAACCUGUUCCAAUGUCAGCGCCAUUCUUUGCUUCUUUUCGACGCAUGUUUUUUACUUUUAACAUACACUUUAAACUAGAAUAAGGAUUGAAUUGAUUUAUAUGACGGCAUGCCAGGCCCCAAUUCGUCUUCCGUGGAAAAUCCACGUGGCAUUCUAGAUCCCCAAACGCGCGAGGAUACGACAAAUCUCCCGUCUUUCUAUUCCCCGCGGUCACGGCCGCUUCGGGAAGACGAAGGAAGCCCUGUCGCACCUAGGUUAGACCAGGAUGAACUAUCCCUCUCCUCUCUAGUCCCUCCAUCCACCUCAAAUCAAGCUUCAACACCAACGGACGACGCAAGCCGGCCGCCGCCACCCUCACUUCUCUCUCCCGCCUUUACACCUCCUGCUACCCCAGGCAAUGCGACGCCCACGCCCCUAGCCGAACAACAGCCUCGCGGCGUUCCUGUUGACUCUUCUAUCCCAUCUGGUGGUUGUGGUACUAAGCGACCAAAGCUUCUCGAGACGCUACCUGAGGUUCAAUGCAUCGUGCGCGCUCGCAUCCCAACAGUCUCCGGAACCGAAAUGUUCUUACAUCUAUACACUAAUAAUGUCGAUAACAAGGAGCAUCUUGCGAUAGUGUUUGGCCCGCAUAUCCGAAGCAGGUCUUUGGAUGCGCCAAGGGAUGGAGAGACGGAGAUGGACCGUAUGGUGAGGGGCGCAUACACCGGUCGCCUUUAUCCAGGAAGGACGAAAAGCGGUAUGGUGGGCGGUUCGUCUUCUACCGAAGAUGACCUGGCAGAGGAAGUUCCACCCCCUAAUGGACCACCUCUUGUUCGGAUACAUUCAGAAUGCUAUACCGGUGAGACGGCGUGGUCUGCGCGUUGCGACUGCGGUGAGCAGCUAGACGAGGCUGCGCGACUUAUGUCGUUGCCUACUGCCGUCAAUGGGGGGAUUGUCAUCUAUUUACGGCAAGAAGGGCGCGGUAUUGGCCUUGGCGAGAAGUUAAAGGCGUAUAACUUGCAAGACUUAGGGUCCGAUACGGUGGAGGCAAAUCUGCUUUUACGGCAUCCGGCAGAUGCGCGGAGCUACGGGUUGGCGACUGCGAUGCUCCUUGAUCUGGGGCAAGAGGAGAUUCGGCUGCUAACUAACAACCCGGACAAGAUUAGAGCUGUCGAAGGACCGAAUAGGGAAAUCAGAGUAACGGAGCGCGUCGCAAUGGUGCCGCUAAGCUGGAAGGGCAAGGGGGGUUUUAGGAGUCGAGAGGUAGAGGGCUAUCUGAAAACAAAGAUCGAGAAGAUGGGACAUAUGCUGGAUAUGGGUACCCUACCGCCUUGAUGCGCAUGUACACCAUUAUGUGCUUAUCCUAAAAAGCUCGGCAUCCUGGUAUUUUCAAAAAUCAUAGAACGACAUUGUAGAUUUUCAGGUUUAUGCGAUAUAUAUCGUGAAGAGUAAGAUCAUAUCAAGUACCUAGGCUCGCGUUUAGGUUGCUAGAAAAUUUGGAAAGCUUCAUUAUUUUAUAGCUAUCAUUUAUCUUAUAUGGUGUAACUGUCGUCUGAACAAUUACGCUUUUUAUAAGGGGUAAAUUUAUAGUAUAUCGAACAUCAUUACCUGCC